GAGAAAUUUGAGGAAUACUUUAGUCCUCUACAAUGAACUGGGGAACCAUGCAAAACUUUAUGAAGGGAAAAACCAUUUUAGUGACAGGCACAACAGGCUUCUUAGCGAAAGUUUUUGUGGAAAAGAUAUUACGGAUUCAACCAGAGAUACAAAAGCUUUACCUUCUCGUGAGAGCUUCAAAUACUGAUAUGGCCUCUCAUCGCUUGCAAAACGAGGUCUUUGACACAGAUUUAUUUCGAGUGCUACGGGAUGAUUGGGGUGAAGAUUUUAAUUCUUUUAUAUCAAAGAAGGUUGUGGCAGUAGCAGGAGAUGUUGCAGUUGAAAAUUUGGGAAUAAAAGAUCAAAACAUUUUAAAUGUGAUGUUUGAAGAGAUAGACCUUAUUGUCAAUUCUGCUGCAACUACCAAUUUUGACGAAAGAUUUGACAUCUCAAUGGGUGUUAAUACGAUGGGAGCUUUACAAGUCUUAAACAUUGCAAAAAAGUGUCACAAAGUAAAGCUCCUUGUACACAUAUCUACCGCUUAUGUGUGCGGAGAGGCUAAGGAAGAAGGAUCAAUUUUUCAAGAGAAACCAUUUGAGAUGGGUCAAUCCCUAAAAGGGACUUCAAAACUAGACAUACACACAGAAAUGAAUUUGCUGGAGAAAAAAUUUGAUGAACUACGAGCAAUGAAUGUGGAUGAAAAAACUCUCAAAUAUGCAUUGAAAGAUUAUGGAAUUGAAAGAGCAAAUUUGCAUGGUUGGCCUAACACAUAUUCAUUCACAAAAGCAAUGGGAGAUUUAGUUCAUCACAAACAUAAGGUACCAUUGAUCAUUAUACGCCCCACAAUGAUAACUAGUACAAGUAAAGAACCGUUUCCUGGUUGGAUUGAAGGUCAAAGAACUGUUGAUAGUAUGAUAUGUGCCUAUGGUAAAGGGAAACUUCCAUAUUUUCUCGGUAAUCCCAGGACAGUUUUAGACAUAAUACCUGCAGAUUUGGUCAUCAAUUGUAUGAUUGCAGCCAUUGUUAUUAAUUCAAAUCAAGCUCCUAAAAAUUUCAUCUACCAUGUUUCUUCUUCGUUAAGAAAUCCUCUCAAAAUUUCUGAUGUCCACAAUAUUUCCCAUCGGUAUUUCAUGAAAACUCCUUGCCUAAACAAAGAUGGAAAGCCAAUAGUCAUCUCCAAGGGAAUUGCCUUUAAAAGUAUGGCUGCUUUUAACAUUUAUACAGAGACCCGAUAUGUCCUCCCACUUGAGGUUUGUUAAAUGUUAAGUACUCAAACAAACUAAUAUUAAAUCAAGCUAUAUUUUUGACACAAAUGAUUCUACAAAAUUACCAAUGAAUGUGAGAGUGUAUUGAUAGCACUCAUUUUUUG
Messenger RNA from Medicago truncatula (barrel medic), 1348 nucleotides. Its product is annotated as probable fatty acyl-CoA reductase 4. The record is from RefSeq and is a predicted model, not a curated record. Gene Ontology annotation, cellular component: intracellular membrane-bounded organelle. Gene Ontology annotation, biological process: long-chain fatty-acyl-CoA metabolic process; suberin biosynthetic process. Gene Ontology annotation, molecular function: alcohol-forming very long-chain fatty acyl-CoA reductase (NADP+) activity. NCBI's taxonomy places the organism in Eukaryota, Viridiplantae, Streptophyta, Magnoliopsida, Fabales, Fabaceae.